AUUCCGUUUUAGCUUUUUUCCUCUCUAUUCCCCUGUUUCCACUUUAUGAUCUCCAAAACCACCGUCGCGGAAGCGAGGAAAGGCGGCUCCUUUUUAUCUUCUCCUCCAUUGUAGCCGAGAAAGGGAGAAGAGACUUCGCGGGAAUAAACGCGACCGAUCCACCGGCGGUGGCGGGAAAAGCUCAGGAGUGUCCUCCCCCGUCCGCCCCCUCGCCCAAAUAGCAAAUCGAAUCCUAAAUUAUGCAGGUAUCAAUGGAGAACUCAGAGGUCUUGAAUGCAGGAUCUUUACUUUCAAUGGAUGACUCUGCGAUAUUAAGCUGUAACCAUAAUGGGAGUGAUACUGUUGGCAAUGAUUCAGCAGUUUAUGAGAAAUUUCUCCUUGAUGAUUUGGAUUCUUAUAUGAAUGAUAUCAAUUCACGUCUGACUGUCUCAAGAAUGGUGAGUGAUUCUGUGAUCAAAGGGAUAGUAAAUGCUGUAACAGAGGAGGCUUCUGAGAAAAUUGCUUCAAAGCAAACAGAAAUAGCAGUUCUGUAUGAAAGAUUGCAGCAUUAUGAAUCUGCUUUAGCUGAAGGGAACAGGCUAGAUUCAUCCACGAUGAUGCCAGAAGCAUCAAUACCUAUACGUAAGCCCCAGAGGAGGAAAACAGAGCUGCAUCAGCAGUCUUUAAAUGAAGAGGUAGACUGCGAUUAUUAUACCAAAAAUUUUGGGAGUUUAAAAUUUGCAGCAGAAGAGCAUCUUCAAAGGCUUAAGGAGGAACUCAGGGAUGUGAGGAACAUGAUAUCUUUCAAUAAAAUAAAUUGGUGUUCCAAGGAUAUUGAGUUGUACAGCAUCCAGGGGAAGACUAUGGAGAAGUUGCACGUUGUAGAUGGAUAUGCUGAUGCUUUGGAAGUAUUACUAGCAGCAUUAUGUGAACCGGCUGAUAGCACUUGCUUCUCAUUGAAGCCAAUGUUAAGUGAGCAUGGAAAAAAAUGGGAACAAGAGAUUCAAAGGGAGGUCAGGGAUAUUAUCAUUCAAGGUUUUGACAGGGAACUUCAGGACGAGUUUGAAACAAGGUUAUCUGAGAAAAGGAGUCUUGUGAACACAUUAAACAAGAAUUUGCAAAAGAUGGUUGAUGAAUUUUCCACUAUUCAUCAAGAACUUGAUGCUAUUGCUAUGCCCUUGUUUAGCUCAGACUUUGGGCCAUUAAUUUCUUAUUAUGGCCUUGAAGGUUUGGAAGAGUGGAGUACUCUUAAAAGGAAGGACCACCUACCUCGGAAGGUUUUGGGUAAUCAUCAUAUAGCACACACAUCUCAUUGUGAGGAGAGUGGUAAUGUCUCAGAGAAGUGUGGGGAUUCUGUAAAACCCACCCUAACUGACUCCCCACAAUUGAAGUGCAUGACGAAAGAUGAACUGAUGACCUACUAUAAAACUGAAAUGACCAAUAUGAAGAGACAGCAUGAUUUAGCUUUGCAAGAGAAGACAGAAGAAUUGUUCAGCCUCAAGCGGGAAUUCCUCAAGGAAAAAGGUUCUAAUCCUUCACAUUUUAGGAAAGAUAAAGAAUUUGAACUGUUAAGGAAAAAAGUUGUCGAGUUCAUUUCAAAAUUGAAUGAGAUUAUCUUGGAGAAUGAAAACUUGCCUAUUAUUCACAAUGACCAAGACAUGUUUCUUGGCCUGAAGGAGAGGAUGUAUACCCUGUUUUUUGAAAAUCAGCGGCUGCAAAGUUUCUUAGAACAAAAAAGAAAAGAGGUUGCUUGUUCAGAGGUUUCAAAUGAAACAAAUCAAACUUUACAUUGUUCGUCCAUAGAGGAAAAGUUCUCAGAGCAGAUUAAGAAGCUGAAAUUGGAUAUUGAAGACAUAAAGUUAGAAGCUUCCAUUAGAGAUGAAAUACAAAAGAUCAUCUUAAGAGAGUGGGUUGGUGAACUUAUAGAUGACAUGGAGUGUUUAGAUAUGGAGUGUUUAGAUGACACCUACUCCACUAUUUACAGAAAAUCUAUAGAAGAUGUCAUUGCUAGGGCGAAUCAUAUUAUAGUAAAAUGUGACAAGGAAAAGAACUCCAUUGCAGGAGCGCUUGUAGAAAAGGAGAAGGUGUUGUGUUUAGAAAUUGAAGCAAACAAUAAGUUGAAGCAUGAAAUUGCAUCCCUAUCAACUUUGAUGAAAGCAAAAGAGAAAUUUGCAUUAGAGACUGAAUCCAAAUUAAUGCAACAGAAGGAACAUUUGGUUAAUAUGCUGAGAGAUCAAGUCAGUAAGCAAGAUCUAUAUAUUCAGGAGAGCAACAAGGAGUGUGAUUCUGUUAAGGGUAGAUUGGAUGAGACUUUGCAACAAAUUCAUCAAUAUGAAGUUGAAGUAGCUGAACUGAAUCAGAAACUAAAGCUUGUUUCUGAUGCUUUGGAGGAAGCAGAGAAACAGAAACACAUCCUUCAAGGCAUUGUUGAAGAGAAACAAGAGAUGCUAGCAUCAACCAUCUCAAAGGAAGAACGGCAUAAAAAGGGGAUGGAGUCCAUGGUUGUUUCUAUGAGAGAGUUAUCAAAAGCCAUUUUGGACUGCGAACGUAGGAUGGCAAGCAGUCUUGAAACUAAUGAAUCAAGGUUAAAAAUACUGAGCCAUCAGUGUGGUCAACUGGUGCAACAGGCUAACUUUGUCAAAAGAAAAGCCUUGUGGUACAAACAGGGCUUUGAAAGAAGAUGCUCUGAUCUUCAAAAGGCUGAAACCGAGGUUGAUCUAUUAGGAGAUGACGUUGAUGCCCUUUUGCAUCUUCUUGAGAAGAUAUACAUAGCUCUAGAACAUUAUUCUCCAGUAUUACAACACUAUCCUGGACAGGUUAUGGAGAUUCUAAAACUGAUUAGAAGAGAAAUGAAAAGAGAGAGUACUAAAUAAGCAUCAUGAGUUACUUAUUUAGGUUAACAGGAUUGUGAUAACAAAUCCACUUGAACAUUUAAUGAACCAGUGCGUGCAGACAACUUCAGAAAGAAGUCAACAUUGCCAAGGCGGAAGAUUUUGUUGAAGCAACCAAGAACCUCAGUUUUUUCCACCACCAAAGCAAGCAGUGCAGCUAUUUUGUCUGCUAAUCAGGUUACAUAUGUUUGCUGACCCUGAUGUUCAUGUCCAAGCCCUCUAGACCUCAACAUCAAUGUGGACUCCUCUUUUUGCAACUAAUGAUGAGAGACCAAAAGUGUUGCUGAUUAAAACAUGGUCAGGCUACAUUAUAGAUGUCAAGGUGUAUUCACUUGUUAUAUAGUCUCCUUAUCCAUGAGAAGGUGUGUAAAAAUGGUUGUUAACACAUCUGAUGGGUUGCCAACAAGGGAGUUAAUGAACUUCCACUUAGGCCAAUUGCCUUUUGGAAGCUCCGAUUUUGCUUCCAUAUUGUGAUGAGAAGUUAGAAAUUUCAGUUGCUAGACCACUGAAUACAUACUGUAAUUAUACAUCAAAUGAUUUGAUAAUAAUGAACUUGCAAGUAUUUAGUGUUUCCACAACAUGAUAUGAGAAA
This is a messenger RNA of Phoenix dactylifera (date palm), 3462 nucleotides long. RefSeq names its product WPP domain-associated protein-like. The record is from RefSeq and is a predicted model, not a curated record. Lineage: Eukaryota; Viridiplantae; Streptophyta; Magnoliopsida; Arecales; Arecaceae.